Molecule: messenger RNA, 1202 nt
Organism: Xenopus laevis (African clawed frog)
Lineage: Eukaryota; Metazoa; Chordata; Amphibia; Anura; Pipidae
Product: protein ALP1-like
Exons: 2
Coding region: 135-923 (262 amino acids)
Source: RefSeq, a predicted model, not a curated record
GGGAUCCGAUUUCGCCCGAGGAACGACUAUGCUUAACUCUAAGAUUUUUAGCAACUGGGCAGUCAUUUUCCUCUUUAUAUUUCCAGUUUCUUAUUGGUCGAUCCACUAUUUCCAAAAUUGUUAGAGAAACGUGUAUGCUUAUGUGGUCUGAGCUGAGAAGACUUGUGAUGCCAGUCCCAGAUGAAAAUGCAUGGCUGCGCAUUGCAGAAGACUUCCAACAAAAAACCAAUUUUCCGAAUUGUUUGGGGGCCUUGGAUGGAAAACACAUUCGAGUUACUCUGCCAAUCAAAAGUGGUUCAAAAUACUUUAAUUAUAAAAAAUACUUUUCCAUUGUUCUUAUGGCUGUCGUUGACGCAAAUUAUUGCUUUACACUCAUUGAUGUUGGAGCCUAUGGAAGCACUGGCGAUGCUAGUGCUUUCAGGAAUUCUUCAUUCGGACGCCGACUCUCAGAAGGGGCACUUCAACUACCUCCUCCGAAACCAUUGCCUGGGACUGCUGGACCUUGUAUGCCUUAUGUCUUUGUGGGUGAUGAGGCAUUUGGCCUUACGGAAAAUAUAAUGCGGCCAUACCCAGGGUCACAAAGGGCCAUUCAGAAAAGAGUUUUCAAUUACAGAUUAUCAAGAGCAAGGCGUAUGGUGGAAUGUGCUUUUGGUAUUCUGUCCAACAAAUGGCGGGUAUUCCAUACUGCUAUACAACUGGAACCUGAUUUUGUGGACAAUGUGAUAAAAGCCGGUUGUGUUUUACAUAACUUUGUGCGGCUUCGGGAUGGCUACAAUUACCAAGACACCCUAACAGAUGAUAUACCAGACAUUGAUUGGGCCCCUGUUAGAGGUCCUACAGGAGGAAUGAGGGUGCGAGAUCAUUUGGCAAAUUAUUUUAUGUCUCCUGAUGGCUCAGUACCGUGGCAGUUAAACCGCAUGUAGUCUGUAACCAGGCUAAUGUUUUAUGCUACCUUUAAUAAAUUCUGUUUAAAAUACUAAGGUUGUUGUGUUGUUUUUCACUCACAGUUUUGUUUAUGUUUGUAUUGAGAAGGGCUCUUGUUCCUUAAACAAACAGGUUUAAGAAAAGAUACAACAUUUUUGAUACUUAGCACAGUUGAGGGACCCUCCAUAAAAUACUAUAACUUCCCAGUUCCAGGACAAAUUUAUUGAGCCUCUCACAAACUUUAUCUUAUCCAUCCCUCCCAAUAUGUAUAUAUACAU